Molecule: messenger RNA, 741 nt
Organism: Oppiella nova
Lineage: Eukaryota; Metazoa; Arthropoda; Arachnida; Sarcoptiformes; Oppiidae
Source: the annotation of a GenBank genome assembly
AUGGAGACGACGUACAGCACCGCCAGAGUAUGUGUCAAAGGGAAGUGUGAUCUCGAAUUGGAUCCAGAUUUGGAUAAAAUAAUGGCCGAUUCGAAAGACCCGACAGAGUUAGAGGAGGCGUGGGUCAACUGGAGAGACGCCUCCGGAAAGAAAAUGAGAAACGAUUUCAUAGAGUAUUACACUUUAGGCAACAAAGCGGCCACUCUCAACAAACUGCCCGAUACAAACGGUACAAUACCGGCCCACUUAUUGGGCAAUAUGUGGGCUCAACAAUGGAGCAAUAUUAUGAAUACCGUUCCCGGUGUCGAUCCAUACCCUGAUGUUACUACCAUUGAUGUGACCGCCGAAUUAGUGAAACAAGGAUACGACGCUAAGAAAAUGUUUGAUUUGUCGGACAAAUUCUUUGGCGAUUUAGGUCUCGACAAAAUGACACAAACUUUUUGGGAUAAAUCUGUUAUUGAAAAGAAACCAAAUGUGGAAAUGGUCUGUCACGCAUCCGCCUGGGAUUUCUACGCCACAGCCGGGGAUGACUUCCGUAUCAAACAGUGCACUAACAUUAAUAUGGAGGACCUGAUCACCAUUCACCACGAAAUGGGACACAUCGAGUACUUCAUGCAAUAUAAGACCCAACCCGUUAUCUAUAGGGACGGCGCCAAUGCAGGUUUCCACGAAGCAAUUGGUGAUCUGUUGGCACUGUCUGUGUCAACGCCGGCACAUCUCCAGAAGAUCCCAGAGAAUUGA